UUCCCGUGUAGUUUUGUGAAACUCCGCGUAACUGACGCGUCGAAGGCGGUGCGUUUUCCCUCCCACAGAGCGGAAAGUGUAGCAGCCGCGCUUUCUUUGUCGAUUUUAUACCGCAGACUCUUUAGAAACAUUUCUAAGAGGUUUUCCGUUUCAUAUAAUUUAUAAAGCGAAAUACGUAACCCAUAUAGGGUGAUUUAAAGUGCGAAGGAGGGCCCGUUUCCCUUCAGACUCAGACGGGCCACCAUGAAGCUAACGGACAAUGUGCUGCGGAGCUUCAGGGUAGCUAAGGUGUUUCGAGAAAACUCCGACAAAAUCAACUGCUUCGACUUCAGUUCAAACGGAGAAGCGAUCAUUUCCAGUAGCGACGACGAUUCCUUGGUUUUAUACGACUGCCAGGAUGGAAAACCUAAGAGAACUCUCUACAGUAAAAAGUAUGGAGUGGAUCUCAUCAGAUACACACAUGCUGCCAACACCGUGGUCUACAGUUCCAACAAAAUCGAUGAUACUAUUCGAUACCUUUCCCUCCAUGACAAUAAAUAUAUCCGGUACUUUCCUGGACAUAUCAAAAGAGUGACGACUCUCUCCAUGUCUCCUGUGGAUGACACCUUUAUUUCUGGCUCAUUAGAUAAAACCAUCAGGUUGUGGGAUCUGCGGUCUCCCAACUGUCAGGGUCUGAUGCACCUCCAGGGGAAACCAGUUUGUUCGUUUGACCCUGAGGGGCUUAUUUUUGCUGCUGGAAUAAACUCGGAGAUGGUCAAACUUUACGAUCUGCGCUCAUUUGACAAGGGUCCAUUUGCAACCUUCAAGCUCCAGUAUGACAGAACCUGUGAGUGGACGGGGCUCAAGUUCAGCAAUGACGGAAAACUAAUCCUCCUUUCUACCAAUGGUGGCGCUCUUCGCAUACUAGAUGCAUUCAAGGGUGCUGUGCUGCAUUCCUUUGGGGGCUACAACAACAGCAAAGGUGUAACGUUAGAAGCCUCUUUCACCCCCGAUUCACAAUUUGUAAUGAUUGGGUCAGAAGAUGGAAAGAUCCACGUGUGGAAUGCAGAGAGCGGCAUGAAGGUGGCGUUAUUAGACGGGAAACACACGGGACCCAUUACCUGUCUGCAGUUCAACCCCAAAUUCAUGACGUUUGCAAGUGCUUGUUCUAACAUGGCUUUCUGGCUGCCAACCAUAGAUGACUGAUGACAGAAAAAGAAGUCAAAAGUCAAUAUGACCAGGAGGGGGCAGUACAACCACUUCUGUGUUCACAGGACAAUGCAGCGGGGAUGGAAGAUUCAAUUGUAUUUAAGUAGUUUUCAAAGAAUCUUUUUAUUUCUAAUGUCUUUUUAUACUGUAUUUAAAAAUGACCUUUCUUUGUAAUAUUUGUCAAAUGAUUGUGUUUAAUGUUUGAGAUUAAAAAUGUAAUUUCCUAACUGUC
Cynoglossus semilaevis (tongue sole) is the source of this 1420-nucleotide messenger RNA. It is a transcript of the gene wdr82, whose product is annotated as WD repeat domain 82. The record is from RefSeq and is a predicted model, not a curated record. Gene Ontology annotation, cellular component: Set1C/COMPASS complex. Gene Ontology annotation, molecular function: protein binding; chromatin binding. The coding region runs from base 244 to 1185 and encodes 313 amino acids. The transcript has 9 exons. Lineage: Eukaryota; Metazoa; Chordata; Actinopteri; Pleuronectiformes; Cynoglossidae.